Molecule: messenger RNA, 1730 nt
Organism: Vicugna pacos (alpaca)
Lineage: Eukaryota; Metazoa; Chordata; Mammalia; Artiodactyla; Camelidae
Source: RefSeq, a predicted model, not a curated record
ACUCCAACCUUCUACCGUGUGAGCCCUGCCCGCGGGCCCCUUUCAGGGGGCACGUGGAUUGGCAUCGAAGGCAGCCAUCUGAACGCAGGCAGCGACGUGGCGGUGUCUGUUGGCGGCCGGCCCUGCUCCUUCUCCUGGAGGAACUCCCGGGAGAUCCGGUGCCUGACGCCGCCCGGGCAGAGCCCCGGCAGUGCCUCUAUCGUCAUCAGCAUCAACCGCGCUCAGCUCACCAACCCCGAGGUCAAGUACAACUACACCGAGGACCCCACCAUCCUGAGGAUUGACCCCGAGUGGAGCAUCAACAGUGGAGGGACGCUCCUGACAGUCACAGGCACCAACCUGGCCACUGUCCGCGAACCUCGCAUCCGGGCCAAGUACGGAGGCGUCGAGAGAGAGAACAGCUGCCUGGUGUACAACGACACCACCAUGGUGUGCCGGGCCCCGUCAGUGGACAACCCCUCCCGCAGCCCGCCCGAGCUGGGGGAGCGGCCGGACGAGCUCGGCUUUGUCAUGGACGACGUGCGGGCCCUGCUUGUGCUCAACGCCUCCUCCUUCCUCUACUACCCGGACCCCGUGCUGGAGCCGCUCAGCCCCACUGGCCUGCUGGAGCUGAAGCCCAGCUCCCCCCUCAUCCUCAAGGGCCGCAACCUCCUGCCGCCAGCACCCGGCAACUCUCGGCUCAACUACACGGUGCUCAUUGGCUCCACGCCCUGCGCCCUCACCGUGUCGGAGACGCAGCUGCUCUGCGAGUCGCCCAACCUCACCGGGCAGCACAAGGUCACGGUUCGGGCCGGCGGCUUUGAGUUCUCACCGGGGGUGCUGCAGGUGUACUCGGACAGCCUGCUGACGCUGCCUGCUAUCGUGGGCAUCGGUGGGGGCGGGGGCCUCCUGCUGCUGGUCAUCGUGGCUGUGCUCAUCGCCUACAAGCGCAAGUCCCGGGACGCUGACCGCACCCUCAAGCGCCUGCAGCUCCAGAUGGACAACCUGGAGUCCCGCGUGGCCCUCGAGUGCAAGGAAGCCUUUGCAGAGCUGCAGACAGACAUCCACGAGCUGACCAAUGACCUGGAUGGCGCUGGCAUUCCAUUCCUGGACUACCGGACGUAUGCCAUGCGGGUGCUCUUCCCUGGGAUCGAGGACCAUCCGGUGCUCAAGGAGAUGGAGGUGCAGGCCAAUGUGGAGAAGUCGCUGACACUGUUCGGGCAGCUGCUGACCAAGAAGCACUUCCUGCUGACUUUCAUCCGCACACUGGAGGCCCAGCGCAGCUUCUCCAUGCGCGACCGCGGGAACGUGGCCUCCCUCAUCAUGACGGCCCUGCAGGGCGAGAUGGAGUACGCCACGGGCGUGCUCAAGCAGCUGCUGUCUGACCUCAUCGACAAGAACCUGGAGAGCAAGAACCACCCGAAGCUGCUGCUGCGGCGGACUGAGUCAGUGGCGGAGAAGAUGCUGACCAACUGGUUCACCUUCCUUCUGUACAAAUUCCUCAAGGUGGGCGCCGAGGAGGAAGGACCUGGGAGGGAGGGAAGCCAGAGGUGACGGGCUGUGACAUCACACAGAGGGGCUCAGAGGGGUGGGGACCCUGGUGUGACACCCGCCAGGCUGUGUGUCUGUCCCCCCUCCCCCCUCGGGAGGCGUCCAGGCCUCAGCUGCCGGGGCAGGGGGGGUGGCCCAGCUCUGCAGCCGGCACGUGGCUGAACUGGAGUGUGGACCCAGGCCCCCGGGUGGUCUGUGCU